Leptopilina boulardi is the source of this 489-nucleotide messenger RNA. RefSeq lists its product as uncharacterized. Gene Ontology annotation, molecular function: olfactory receptor activity; odorant binding. The record is from RefSeq and is a predicted model, not a curated record. Gene Ontology annotation, cellular component: plasma membrane. The transcript has 3 exons. Gene Ontology annotation, biological process: sensory perception of smell; detection of chemical stimulus involved in sensory perception of smell. The coding region runs from base 1 to 489 and encodes 162 amino acids. Lineage: Eukaryota; Metazoa; Arthropoda; Insecta; Hymenoptera; Figitidae.
AUGAUAGCUCGUUUAAUUCAAUGGAUAUUUGAAAAUUUAAAUGAUUGGAAUAAUCAACAUCAUUUCAAAAAUUAUACAUUAUAUGUUGAAGCUUAUUAUCCAUUUGUUUGGAAUUAUAGUCCAGUUUUUGAAGUAACAUGUAUUAUUGAAUACUUUGGUACAUUUCUUGCAACGGUAGCCUAUACUGGUACAGAUGGUUUCUUCAGUCAAAUUGUUUUACAUCUUUCUGGAGAAUAUCAUAUUUUACGUUUACAACUCUUAAGGCUCAGUUUUGCUUUCGCACAAACGGCUUACGAUUGUGAAUGGUAUCACUUGCCUCCACAAAAAGUAAAAGGUUUGCUUCUUCUAAUGCAAUCUGGUCACAAACCAGUGGCAAUAACAGCUGGUAAAUUUUGUGUUCUGAAUUUGAUUUUGUUUGGCAGCAUCAUGAAAACAUCUAUGGGAUAUUUAUCUUGUUUGAUAACUAUGAGACAAACAAGUAAAUACUAA